CUUCUUCUUCUUCUUCUCCUUGUUUUUCCUUUGCGAUCGCUCAGAACUUGGUUUUUGCCAGUGGAGACCGUGAGCUCUCAGAGCCUUUCUGGUUUUUCAGUUUGGGUUGGCAGAGUGUGGUUGCCAGCGGAGAGCGUGAGCUCCCCCUGGCAGUGGUGGACAGACGUGUCCUGAAGCCACAGGCCACGUUCUUCAAGGGACGCCUUGAAGGACUCUAGGAGGGACGGAAGUGCCCUCAUCUGGUGUAUUCUGCUGCCAACCCGUCUGGUCUUGCCGGCAAUUCUUUCUCUCGGGUUGAAUUCACUAUCUGUUUUUAAUCUUUGCCUCUGAACUUGUGUUACACGUUUACUGUGUGUGUCUGUGUUUGCGUCACGUUUGUAUUGUCCCUGUCUUUGUUCAAGUAACUUUCAUUAUGGGACAGAGUCAUUCCACGCCUCUGUCCCUGACCCUUGAUCACUGGACUGAAGUCCGCUUAAGGGCUCAGAAUCUUUCUUUUUCAGUAAAACGCCGGACCUGGCAGACUCUCUGUGCCUCAGAAUGGCCCGCCUUUGGAGUCGGAUGGCCUCCAGAAGGAUCUUUCUACUCCCCACUAAUUCGAAAAGUCAGAGAUAUUGUUUUUCAGCCGGGGCCACAUAGCCAUCCAGAUCAACAGCCGUAUAUCUUAACUUGGCAGGACCUCUGUGAAUCUCCUCCUCCAUGGGUGAAGCCUUUUCUUGUCCCUGUCCCCACUCCUACUCCUCCCCCCGCGAUUCUAUCUCUCAAACCCUCUGCUCCUCCUCCACCCUCUGUUCUCCCUGAGUCUCAAGAUUUGAUUCUACUGGAUUCUCCUCCCUUUCCUUAUCCCCUGCCUUUGUUCCCCAACCCCCAACACCCUCUAAGUGAUUCUCCUGCUGCUGACUCAGCCUCUCCACCAUUGGAGGAGGUUAAGCCGGCCCAGCACCCUCCAGAUAACUUCCCCGAGGCACACAUAACCCCUCCUCCCCUGGAGGAAGCUGGCCCGGCUAAAGGAACUCUCCGGCAGUGAAUGAUUAAAAACCCUGAAGCCCCCGUGAUACUUCCCCUCCGCCCUUAUGGGCCAAUGAUAGAGGAUGGCCAUGGUGGAGAAAUGCAAGCCUACCAGUAUUGGCCUUUCUCCUCUUCAGAUCUAUAUAACUGGAAAAAUAACAAUCCCCCUUUUUCCGAGGACCCCACCGGGCUCACAGGUCUGAUUGAGUCAUUGAUGUUUUCACACCAGCCUACUUGGGAUGACUGCCAACAACUCUUAGGCACUCUCUUCAUGACAGAGGAACAAAAGAGAAUCCUCCUGGAAGCUAGGAAAAAUAUCCUCGGACCAGAUGGGCGACCGACACAACUUCCCAACAUAAUCGAAGCCGACUUCCCCUUGAACCAACACAACUGGGACCCCAACACCUUUGAAGGUAGGGAGCAUCUGUCCACUUAUCGCCGGGCUCUAAUAGCGGGUCUCCGAGCAGCCGCUAGACGGCCAACUAAUUUGGCCAAGGUAAGAGAGAUUAUUCAAGGGCCUGAUAAAUCUCCCUCUAUGUUUCUAGAGAGAAUUAUGGAGACAUAUAGGAGAUAUACUCCUUUCGAUCCUCAAGCAGAGGAUCAAAAGGCAUCUGUCACGAUGGCCUUUAUUGGGCAAGCUGCCCUGGAUAUUAAAAGAAAGUUACAACGCUUAGAUGGAUUACAAGAUAUGACUUUGAGAGAUUUAGUCAGAGAAGCAGAGAAGGUAUACUAUAAGAGAGAAACUGAGGAAGAGAAGGAACAAAGGAGGGAGAAAGAAAGGGAGCAAAGGGAGGAAGAAAGAAGCAAAAGACAGACUGAGGCAUUGACUAAGGUCCUGGUCACAACAACAAAUAGGCCAGAAGUUAAGAGACAGGGAGACAGAAAGGGAUACCUGGGCCCACGCCAGAAGCUACCACCUCUGGCCUCAGAUCAAUGUGCCUACUGUAGAGAAAAAGGACACUGGGCCAAAGAGUGCCCUAGAAAGAAACAGCCACACCAGCCAGCCAUUCUAACUCUGGAGGAUGACUAGGAAAGUCAGGGCUUGGAUCCCCUCUCCGAGCUCAGGGUAACUUUUGAAGUGGAGGGGACCUCAGUAAACUUUGAAGUGGAUACAGGGGCAGUAUACUCAGCCCUUAAGGCCCCAUUGGGCCCUCUAUCAACUAAAAGGUCUCUAGUUCAAGGGGCUAACGGCAGUAAAUAUCAGGCUUGGACAACUAAGAGGACCAUGGACCUGGGAAAAGGAAAAGUCCAUCACUCCUUCCUAGUGAUCCCAGAAUGCCCAGCCCCAUUGAUGGGCAGAGAUCUGCUCACCAAGCUCCGGGCCAGAAUAACUUUUAACCCUGAAGGCCCCCAAAUGGAAUUUCUAAAUCCUUCAGUAAAAACUCCUAUAGUCAUGGCUUUAACUAUGUCAGUAGAAGAUGAACAUCAACUCUUCACACCCCCCAAGACUGAUCAAACAGGCAAGCUAUCCCAGAAAUGGAUAACAGAUUACCCAGAUGCCUGGGCAGAAACUGCUGGGUUAGGCCUAGCCGUAAAACAACCUCCAAUAAUGGUGGAGUUAAAAACCUCAGCCUCCCCAAUUAAUAUUAAACAAUAUCCUCUGAGCAAAGAAGCUAAAGAUGGGAUAAGGCCCCAUAUUCAGAAAUAUCUGGCCUUAGGGGUCCUAAGGCCCUGUCAAUUGGCCUGGAACACUCCCCUGCUACCAGUAAAAAAGCCAGGAACCGGGGACUAUCGCCCUGUUCAAGACCUAAGAGAGAUCAACAACAGAGUGCAGGACAUUCACCCCACAGUACCUAAUCCGUACAAUCUGCUUAGCACCCUGAACCCUGAGCAAAAAUGGUAUACUGUCCUGGACUUAAAAGAUGCUUUCUUUUGCUUGCCUCUGCAUAAAGAUAGUCAGUUGCUGUUUGCUUUCGAGUGGGUAGACCCAGAAACUGGAACGUCUGGUCAACUAACUUGGACCAGACUCCCACAGGGGUUCAAAAACUCCCCCACUCUCUUUGAUGAAGCCCUCCACAGAGAUCUCAACAACUUCAGAACCAUGCACCCUGAAGUCACCCUACUCCAAUAUGUGGGUGACCUGCUACUGGCAGCAGACACCAAGGAAAACUGUGAGUCUGGGACCCAAGCACUACUAUCCAAGCUUGCUCAACUCGGGUAUAGAGCUUCUGUCAAAAAGGCCCAAAUUUGCCAGCAAGAAGUAAUCUUCCUGGGCUAUUCCCUUAGGGGCGGUAAACGAUGGCUCACUGAGCCCAGAAAACAAACCGUUGUGCAGAUACCACCCCCAUCUAAUAGGAGGCAACUCAGAGAGUUUCUUGGGACUGCUGGCUUUUGCAGGUUAUGAAUACCUGGGUUUGCAUCCUUAGCUGCUCCUUUAUACCCAUUGUUAAAGGGAAAUGCCCAAUUCCAAUGGAACCCUGAGCACCAACAAGCUUUUGAUAACAUCAAAAGGGCGCUGCUAUGUGCUCUGGCCUUAGCACUCCCGGAUGUAGAAAAACCCUUUACUCUCUACAUUGAGGAAAAGAAAGGAAUAGCACAAGGAGUGCUCACUCAGACUCUAGGACCCUGGAGAAGGCCUAUAGCCUACUUAUCUAAAAAGCUGGACCCAGUGGCUAGUGGAUGGCCCCAUUGCCUAAAAGCUAUAGCAGCGGCGGCCCUACUAAUCAAGGAUGCUGAUAAGUUAACGCUGGGGCAGAAGCUAACCGUUAUAGCCCCCCAUGCCCUAGAGAGCAUCAUCCGCCAGCCACCAGACAGAUGGCUAUCAAACUCUAGAAUAACACACUAUCAGAGCCUGUUGCUUGACAAGGACAGAAUAACUGGGACCCCCCCCACCCCGCUUAACCCGGCUACACUACUACCUGAACAAUCAUCAGAACCCGUCACUCAUGACUGUCAACAUAUACUGGCAGAAGAAACCAGUAUACGACAGGAUUUAAAGGAUCAGCCUAACUAUUGCUGCCCCACCCUGAGGUCAUGGUUCACUGAUGGCAGCAGCUUUCUCCAGGACGGUAAGCGGUGGGCUGGGGCAGCAAUAGUUAGCAGAACUAAAGUCAUCUGGUCCUCUAGCCUCCUGGAGGGAACAUCGGCUCAAAAAGCAGAGCUGAUCGCCCUCACGAAGGCAUUAGAACUAGCGGCAGGCAAAAAGGCCACCAUAUACACAGAUAGCCGCUAUGCCUUCGCUACCGCUCAUAUAUACAGGGCUAUCUACCAGCAAAGGGGACUAUUAACCUCGGCGGGAAAAGAAAUAAAAAACAGAGAUGAGAUCCUCCGCCUCCUCUCAGCAGUGCAAAGCCCUAAAGAACUAGCUAUAGUGCACUGUCCAGGACACCAGAAAGGAAACGAUCCCGUAGCGGUCGGGAACAGGAGGGCGGAUGAAGAGGCUAAAUUGGCAGCCCUAAACGGAGUAACCAUGUUAACGCUUUCCACACGGGGGGAAUAUGAGUCAGGAGAUUUAACUACAUCAGAGCACCCUGACAAUUUAACAUCUAAGGACACUGACACUGAACUCCUUGACUACACUGAGCCCAGCUUGCAAUUUCAGAAAGCCCUACACUACAUUAAAAAGGUACAUCAACUCACUCACCUUGGUUCAAAGAAACUGCAGGCAUUCCUAAAGGAUAAGAACAGUUUUCCACUAACCGGCUCACAGAGAAAGGAAAUAGCUGAAUGAGUAACAAAAGCCUAUCGGGCCUGUCAAUUGGUUAAUGCUUACCCCUCCAAGCUUCCUGUAAGAAGGCGCCUUCGAGGGACCAGACCAGGACAAUUUUGGGAAGUGGACUUUACUGAAAUUAAGCCAGCAAGGUAUGGACUUAAAUAUCUUCUAAUCUUUGUAGAUACGUUUUCAGGAUGGAUUGAAGCCUUCCCCACAAAAAAAGAAACAGUGCAAAUGGUGGUCAAGAAGAUCCUGGAAGAUAUUUUUCCAAGAUAUGGCCUGCCUAAGGUAAUAGGGUCUGAUAAUGGACCGGCGUUCGUGGCCCAGGUAAGUCAGGGGUUAGCCAGGACCCUGGGGAUUAAUUGGAGGUUACAUUGUGCUUAUAGACCCCAGAGCUCAGGACAGGUAGAAAGAAUGAAUAGAACCAUUAAAGAGACCUUGACGAAAUUAAGCUUGGAGACCGGCAUAAAAGAUUGGACUAUGCUCCUGCCUAUGUUUCGUGCAAGAAAUACUCCCUCUGUUUCUUUGUGUAACCUCACCCCCUAUGAAAUUCUCUAUGGUGCCCCUCCUCCAGUAAGGGACCUAACCCCAACUCUAAGACCUGACGAUCCCUUCCACACCCCCUUGCUUGACAGACUUAAAGCUCUUGAAAAAACUCAGUGAUACCUGUGGAAACAGCUGGCCACUGCCUACAAACCUGGGGACGAAGGAACUCCACACCAAUAUCAAGUGGGAAACUUCAUCUACGUAAGACGACAUCAGGUGUCAUCCCUGGAACCCCGCUGGAAAGGACCAUACCAGGUGCUACUUAUAACACCUACAGCGGUAAAGGUAGAUGGAAUCACUUCCUGGAUCCAUGCCUCUCAUCUCAAGCCUGCGCCCUGUCCAGACUCUGGCUGGAAAUUGGAAAAGACUGGUAACCCUCUCAAAUUGCAUAUUCACUGUGUGGAUAAGGCUAUGGACUCUCCCCUUGACCACCAGUAGUCCUAACCCUCAUCAGCCCGUUCAGCAGCGAUGGCUAAUCACAAAUCCUACUGGACAAGAAGUAUGAUCUAUCUCACAUACAGCCCCCUUAGGGACCUGACGACCACCCCUCCACCCAUUCACUCCUCUCUUCUCCUGUCAGUGCCCACACCGGGUCCCACCAGGUCCUCUUACCAGCUAACCCAAAGCUCAAACCAGCUGAGGAGAGCCCUCAGACCCCUAUCCAAGAUGUAAUGAAAAUGGCCUUUAAAGUUGCUUUGUCAUCACUGAAAACAGGUUACUAAGAAUUUAAAGUCCCUCACAGGCUUUUUGGGAUACUCACUCCAGUCUUCCCUUCUGCUCUACCUGUUCUACUACUCAAGUUUUUGUUGCUAGGAAAAUCCCAAACCCCUUUCCCAUUAUCCACGGAGCUGCUCUCAGCCCCGCCUUCCCCGUCUUCCCCCUCUGUACCAGGCCCACAGAAAAGUCUUAACUGACCUUCUCCAGAAGUCUUCACCAUGGCUGACUUUAGGACUUUCAGCAAAAGAGUCCCUAUAAAAGAGUUCAGUAUAGAUAAACUUCCUCUUUUCAUGUUUCCCUGUUCUACUUGGCCACUGGCUGGAAAAUAUCAGCACUCCUAAGCUAGAUACCCCCUUACUAGUUUUUCACAAAAUAUGUGAACAAGGCCUCUGGCCUUGAGCUGGGGCUUCACAGAGAUGGCUACAUUUCUAAGAUAAAAAAGUUAUCAACUGGGCUCCAUGGUAACAGCUGGCAGGGGGAAAAAAAGAAAAGAAAAAAAAUUUUUCUCCCCCUCCCAGGUGUCCUUGAAAAGUUAACUUGCCCAGAACAGAGGAAAAAAACAGAAACAAAAACUGCUUUUUGUGAACUUCUGCAGACUGUGAACUUCUGAGCCCCUUCCCUUACAUGUUGAGUACAAAAUUCUGAAACUACCUAAACUUGGGGUUCAAAGGAUUAAUUGAUUACAACAGAAGCAAUGCCCUCUGAAUCCGGUUGCAACCAAAUAGGACUGUUUCCCUGUCUUCGGUGCUAUCUUAGGUGCCUUGCCUUGUCCGUCCCUACAACAGUAUAAUUCUAUAUACUUAAACAUUAUUUAUGUUUUCAUGAAAUGGUCAACAGAUGUGAUUAAUUGUAUAAUGGUGCAGAUGUUUCCCAGAGUGCUCUAUCAUGACACAGGUUCAUUUAAAGAUCAAAUAAGGGGACAUACAACCCGGUUCCACCGGGAACCCGUAUCCCUCACUUUAGCCAUCCUUUUAGGAAUAGGAGUUGCUGCAGGGGUGGACACAGGGACCACUGCCCUGGUCCGUGGGACACAACAAAUGACCCAAUUAGAAACAGCAAUGGACCAAAACUUAAAGAUAUUAGAAACCUCCAUCACAGCUUUGUAGGAAUCUUUAACCUCUCUCUCUGAAGUUGUUUUACAGAACAGGCGAGGGUUGAACCUCCUCUUCAUGAGAGAAGAAAGCCUUUGUGCUGCAUUGAGGGAAGGAUGUUAUUUUUAUGCCGACCAUACUGGAGUUGUAAAAGAAUCUGUGAGUAAACUAAGAAGACGCCUUGAAGAGCGUCAGAGAGAGAGAGAGGCCCAAAAAGGGUGGUAUGAGUCUUGGUUCACACAGUGCCCCUGGUUAACUACGCUUUUAUCAGCCCUGGCCGAUCCUUUAAUAAUUCUUAUAUUGUUGCUAACUCUAGGACCCUGUUUGCUCAACCGUGUAGUUUCCUUUCUCCAAGCCCAAAUUGGACAAGUCGAACUUAUGGUAAUCAGACAACAAUAUACCCCACUAGCAGACACAGAAUGUGACACCCCCCAAUGAUCACUUUUAUGAUUAAAAGUAGCCAGAAGAAGAAGUGGGGAAUGAAAGGUUAAUAAAAUAGGUACUUGCACUCCGUUUUUCUGUAUGCUUAACAAAACACUGUUGAAAUCCUGAGAACUGUUUGCUAAUCUUGUUCCCAGAAUGUGCUGUCCCCAACUGCCAAACUACAGAAUGCACUCCCUCACUCGGUUACAGGCAAACUGCCCACUCGCCCUGACCCGUCAAUGAACUUCCCUCCCUGCCCUCUCCAAGAACAGUAUAUAAGCUCUGCUUAAGCUGUUCCCAGGGCUCUAUCUCUCUUUGCUCUAGGGAGCUCUGAGCCCCAGCAUGCUGGUCCCCAAAUAAACCCUUUUGCUGUUGCAUGA
This is a messenger RNA of Marmota monax (woodchuck), 7814 nucleotides long. RefSeq lists its product as uncharacterized. Gene Ontology annotation, biological process: DNA integration; proteolysis; virion assembly. Lineage: Eukaryota; Metazoa; Chordata; Mammalia; Rodentia; Sciuridae. Gene Ontology annotation, molecular function: aspartic-type endopeptidase activity; RNA-DNA hybrid ribonuclease activity; zinc ion binding. The record is from RefSeq and is a predicted model, not a curated record.